Messenger RNA from Thyridium curvatum, 3111 nucleotides. RefSeq lists its product as uncharacterized. The coding region runs from base 1 to 3111 and encodes 1036 amino acids. The record is from RefSeq and is a predicted model, not a curated record. The transcript is spliced from 3 exons. Gene Ontology annotation, molecular function: phosphatidylinositol kinase activity. Lineage: Eukaryota; Fungi; Ascomycota; Sordariomycetes; Thyridiales; Thyridiaceae. Gene Ontology annotation, biological process: phosphatidylinositol metabolic process.
AUGCCAUCGUUCCUGAACGAUCAGAGUACGCCAAACCACAGCCAGCACCCCGGGGUUGUUCACGUCGGCCCCGAGGAUCAGUACAUGGGUGGUAGUGCCAAGGUCAAUGGACAUUUCCCACUGACAUCUAGGAGCUACAAGCCCAAUGAAAGUCUUGACGGAAGCUCUUCCAAUUCCACCCACACGUCCGACACCUACGAGUCACGGCUCGAGAUGGAUGGUGACCGCACCGCGGACACAACGAUGAGCGCUACCCUGCCGGAUGCGGUCCUGGCCAACCCGGAGAGGGCUGCGAAGAAGACAGACAGCACGGCAAGGAAAGCGUUGCCGAAUGGAAACGCGCACACUUUGAUCGACCAGACGGCACCAUCCGCACCCCAAGUCAAUGGAGUCAAAGACUCGGAUUUGGGCGAGGACAGCCCCAGAGACGAUCAGCCGAGGACGUCAUCAGGCUCCGUCAACGGAUACCACCGGCAGCCGCCGACAGAGCAGCGCCGAUACCAGGCAGAAACAGUCGAGCUGACAGCGGUCGAGUAUGGCGUGGCCCAGCUCACUCUGAUACCAUCAAAUGGCCCAACAGGCUCCGGUGCCGUUGCAUCCGUGCCCACAACCACGGCAUCUAGCCCGGACCCCAGCAGUCGGACUCCCACAUCCCCUCAUCGAUUCUCCUCGCCUCCGCUGUAUCAGGGAGGAACCACCCCUAGCACUUCAGCCCCCUCGACACUACAACCACCAGCUCCUGGAGGCUUAAAGCAUCGCCACACACUCGAAGUUCCCAAGGUCACUGCUCCGCCAAGGACCUCUAAGGAUUCUCGGGAGGGCGUCGAUGCUGCCUAUGCCAGCGGCCGGUUCUCUCCUACAACAGCGAAUACGCCAGUCGGCGGGCGAAGGGCGUCCCUGAGCCUGAUGCGCCGCAACACACGCUCAUUGCAAUCUGAAGGGCCGCGUGAUGAAAUUGUACCGGACGAGGAUGCGCUGCGCUGGGCGGAGGCGUACCGGCAGAAACGCGCGAGCAAGAGGAAGCGCCUGGAGCAGGAGGACGACGACCGAGUGUUGGUUGGAACCAAAGUCGACGAGAACCAUGCCAACUGGGUGACGGCAUAUAACAUGCUUACUGGCAUCCGCGUUUCCGUCUCCCGAACAAAUGCCAAACUAGACCGGCCCUUGACGGAUGCAGACUUUGAUGCAAAACAAAAGUCUACCUUCGAUAUCGCCGGCAAUGAAUUGGUCCCGUCUGCCAAAUACGACUUCAAGUUUAAGGACUAUGCCCCCUGGGUUUUCCGACAUCUGCGCGCUCGGUUCCGACUUGAUCCUGCUGACUAUCUCAUGUCCUUGACGGGGAAAUAUAUACUAUCUGAAUUGGGCUCGCCAGGCAAGAGCGGCAGUUUUUUCUACUUCUCCAGGGACUACAAGUACAUCAUCAAGACGAUACAUCAUGCUGAGCACAAGUUUUUGAGGAAGAUACUCAAAGACUAUUACCAGCAUGUCGCGGACAACCCGAACACGCUUCUUUCUCAAUUUUACGGACUUCAUCGAGUCAAGAUGCCAUACGGGAAGAAGAUCCACUUCGUCGUCAUGAACAACCUCUUUCCUCCUCAUAGGGAUAUCCACCAGACCUUCGAUUUGAAAGGCUCGACCAUCGGAAGAGACUACAAGGAAGAGAACUUGGGCAAGAACCCCCGAGCGACGCUGAAGGAUCUAAACUGGCUGCGCCGGCACCAACACCUGGAACUGGGCCUCCAGAAGAAGAGGCUCUUCCUUGAACAGCUACACAAGGAUGUACGCCUGCUUCAGCGGCUGCACAUCAUGGACUAUUCCCUCCUCAUCGGGAUCCAUGAUCUGCAACGCGGCAACGAGGAAAAUCUGCGCGGCAAAACCCUGAAAGUUUUCAAUCCUGGAGGCGAAACAUCGCCUGAAGACUUUGACCCUCACUCGGUUCUGAUGCGCACGCCUAGCAAGCUGGAGAACCAGAGAAAGGCCCGAGAGUUGAGGCAGAUGAUCAAGUCGGAAAGACCGAUCCCCAUGGGUGAGACUCGCAGCAAGAUGCCGGAUGAACUGGAAGGCAACGCCAAGAACUCCGUGUUCUACAAGGAUGAUGGCGGCUUUCAGGCAACCCAUGAAAACAACGCCCCCGGCGAGGAGAUCUACUACCUUGGAGUCAUCGAUUGCCUCACUCAUUAUGGUAUCAUCAAGAAGAUCGAACACUUCUGGAAGGGACUCUCGAGCGACCGGCACCAGAUUUCAGCUCUUCCUCCAGAAGAAUACGGCGAGAGAUUCUUGAACUUCAUGUCUGGUAUCACAAUGUCACCAGAAGAGGCUGAGCGAGAGCAGGCGGAAAGGCAGAGGGCCGAGGCCGAGGCUGCAGCAGCCAGAGUCGAGCAAGACAAGGGGAAGGAGCGUGUUGGUAGCUGGUCGGGUAGUGCACGGCGCCGAUCUUCGGGACCCAGCGUCCCUCCCGCACCUACCUAUCUUCCCCCGCCGCCGCCAACACAGCUCACAUCCGGCAUGAAGAGCCCGGAGGCAGAAGCUGUGAUUCGGAGGGCCGAACGAGAGGCUCAGAAGUCACCGGUUCGCGAGGAGGAUGUUCCAGAACGAGUACUGCGGACGACGACCGCCCCAGCUGGUGUAAUAGUCCCAGCUGCAGCUGUACCUGCGGCAGCCUCAUCUGCGUCCAAUGCCACGAAGCCCGCAGCCCCGACUGCUCCGCACCCUGAUCGCCGAGAAUCUGCCGUUCAGGUAACGCUCCCAGUGGUGGAUGAGGCGGGAGAGGCAUCCUCGACAGGGGAACGAAGCCGGAUUAGUUAUCUGAGCAACCGCACCAUGGAAAGCGACGGACGUCCUCUCACUCCGGCCAAAGACGGCCAGGAGUACGAGGCUGGGUUCGGAAACCCGGUCCUCUCCCAUGUUGGCCGCAAGGGGGGCAGCCCGCCAACACCGCCCAAGUCGAGUUACCUCAAACCCGAGAGUGCCGACAGCGGAUACGGGGUCUCGACCAGUGCUCCAGGGAGGGCACGGUCCGGAACAGGAGGAUCUGGGCCGAGAGUGCGGUUGAGUAAGGAGUCUCUGGACAAAGCCCUACCCCCUUUGCCCAAGCUCGAUGGCACCGCUUGA